Drosophila eugracilis is the source of this 757-nucleotide messenger RNA. Its product is annotated as isochorismatase domain-containing protein 1. The transcript has 3 exons. Gene Ontology annotation, cellular component: cytoplasm. The record is from RefSeq and is a predicted model, not a curated record. Lineage: Eukaryota; Metazoa; Arthropoda; Insecta; Diptera; Drosophilidae. Bases 74 to 700 code for a protein of 208 amino acids.
GCUGUUACAACCGGUUAAUUAGCAGGUGAAAAUUGUUUCUUUAGAAAAUUAAAAUUUGUAAAUAUACAACAAAAUGGCCCUGCGACGCUGUCACUUGAACCCAAAGAAAACGCUAUUCCUGCUAUGUGACAUUCAAGAAAAAUUCCGACCGGCUAUGCCGCUGUUCGACAACAUGGUCAAGAACGUCGACAAACUUACCAAGGCGGGAAAGGCAUUAGAUGUUCCCCUGAUUGUCACCGAACACUAUCCAGAAAAACUUGGAAAGACCGUGGCCCAACUUGAUGUGAGCCAUGCGAAGCUGGUCUCUGGGAAAACCCUCUUUAGCAUGGUCACUCCGGAAGUCAAGGCUGUGAUCAAGGAUAUUUUCAGUGACAAGCCCGAGGAUGUGGUGUUGUAUGGUCUUGAGUCUCACAUUUGCGUAGAGCAAACAGCCAUUGAUCUCCUGGAGCAGAACAUCAACGUGUACAUAGUCGCGGACUGCUGCUCCUCCAGGCUAAAUCAGGAUCGGGAUUUGGCGUUGGACCGAUUGCGCCAAGCAGGCUGUGUGAUCACCACCAGCGAGAGCGUUAUUUUCGACUUGGUUCGGGAUAAGAACAACCCCAAGUUUGAUGUGGUCCGAAAACUAGUGAACCAGCCCUCGAUGGACAUGGAACUUACGCGCAAUGGGAACGGAGUGCAAGUGGGUAGUGCCAAGUUGUGAGGGAACCCCUCUCUAUGUCUGUAUGUGAUGAUGCCAAUUGCAUUUAUAUAACCAUCA